AUGAUGCCCCCUCGAGUCCUCAUUUCAGGUCUCCUACUCCUUCUCUCAGCUGCUGUGGAUUCCUUCCCGGAAGUGCAUGGAGUGGUGGGUCAGCCUGUCACAUUGCCAUGUAUGUAUCCAGUGUCUAAUGAAUUAGAGUCCGUGUGCUGGGGCCGAGGCGAAUGUGCUUCUGAUACGUGUGGACAAACACUUGUCUGGACUGAUGGAAACCAAAUCUAUCAGACAAGCAGUCGUUACCAGAUCAACGCGCAGCUUCUUCAAGGAAAUGCAUCCUUGACCAUCGAGGACACCUAUGAGAGUGACAGCGGUCUCUACUGCUGCCGAGUGGAAAUGAAGGGAUGGGAUGGUGUGCAGACACUGACCACCUCACUGCAGGUUCAACCAGUUGGGACUGAGACUGUGACAUCUUCAAACCACCCUUGGAAUAACCACACUGAAGUGGUCCCUACGGAAACUCCCCUGAAGAUCCCCAUUAGGGGUCUCUGUAUUGGAAUCUCUGUGUCUGCCUUCUUGCUGAUCCUUGCGAGCAUCCCAACUGUCAUACAGUGCAGACACAGAAGAAAGAAGAGCCAAGAGAGCAACUCUGAAUGCGGCUCAGUUUCCUUCCAUGUUUAUCACAACGAAGCUUUUCAAAGUAUAGCGCAACUCCCAGCUGAAGAUGUAGUCUACGUCACUGAAGACAGUGCUCACCCAAGGGUUAAAUCCCAGUUGCCCUUGGAGAUGACAACAUUCCAAACCUGCAGAAGGAAGUGAUGGACUGUAACUGCGCUGAGAAUUCUUUGAGCUGCAGGGCUGUUUUCUGUAUCAGUUUAUCUCAGGAUCCCACUUCCUGGCAGUGGGGAGCAUGGCCAUAGUAAUCCAGGAAAUGGCCGUCUAUCUUACUAAAAAGACGGGAGUAUAAGUGUAUGUACAUGUGUGUGUGUGUGUGUGUGUGUGUGUGUGUGUGAAUGUAUUUAAAUGUAUAUGUACAUAUAUAUGGCCUUCUAUCUUACUAAAGUCAUUAAAAGGACAGAAAUAUAAGUACAUAUAUAUAUAUGUAUGUGUGUGUGUAUAUAAACAUAAAAUAUUUAAAUAAAUAUGUACAUUUA
Messenger RNA from Rattus rattus (black rat), 1088 nucleotides. RefSeq names its product hepatitis A virus cellular receptor 1 homolog. NCBI's taxonomy places the organism in Eukaryota, Metazoa, Chordata, Mammalia, Rodentia, Muridae. Gene Ontology annotation, cellular component: cell surface. The record is from RefSeq and is a predicted model, not a curated record. Gene Ontology annotation, biological process: phagocytosis, engulfment; positive regulation of mast cell activation. Gene Ontology annotation, molecular function: virus receptor activity; phosphatidylserine binding. The transcript has 6 exons. Bases 1 to 753 code for a protein of 250 amino acids.